UAAGCUCACAGCCCCAAACCGAUUACAGUGCAAAAAUUCACACAACUGUCAACAAUAACUGAAAAGGCUGUAAAACAUUCCAUAAAAUUUAUUUAUUUUGUCUCGAUAUGUUUAUAGUGGCUGUAACUGGUGGCAUUGCUACGGGGAAAAGCACCGUCACUAAAGUCUUCGAACGUAAUGGCAUUCCAGUCAUUGAUGCGGAUAGAAUAGCGAGGGAGAUUGUAGAACCAGGUCAGCCAUGCUGGCAAAAGAUUCGUGCCGCCUUUGGCGACGAAGUACUGCUACCCAGCAAAGAAUUGGAUCGGGCUGCACUAGGAAGAAUGAUCUUUGAGAAUAAGGAGUUACGUGGAAAACUAAAUCAGAUUACACACCCCGUAAUACAUCGAACUAUCUUUUGGCGUGUCUUCAAGCUAUUUAUGUCUGGUCACGCUUGGAUUGUCCUGGACUUGCCACUACUCUUUGAGACAGGUAUUCUUAUGGAUUUUAUACACAAAAUUGUGACCGUGUCCUGUGACUCCGAUAAGCAGUUGCAGCGAUUGUUGGCACGCAAUGAACUCUCUGAGACGGAGGCGCUGAAUCGGAUCGAGUCGCAAAUGCCACUAGAGAAAAAAUGCGAGAAGUCCCAUUUCGUUGUAGACAAUAAUGGCAGCGUCGAUGCCACGGAAGAAGCCGCCAUGCGCAUUUAUACCAUGAUGCAGGAGAGCAAGCAACAUUGGUACAAUCGUUUCUCACUUAUUGGAGCCAUUUUGAUUAUAUGCUUUACAAUCAUUUUCCUAAGUACAACAUUUGAUCUGUGGCCCAAUGCUUGGCGCCUUUAAAUAUUUUUAUUGUACUUGUGUGUUCGUUUUAUAUUUAUGUUUUUGUGUUUGUUUUUAUAAUGCUCACACACGCAGUCGCAUAGCCAAGUAAUAAAAUGCCGCAAUACCAAAGGUUUUAAAUGAA
This is a messenger RNA of Drosophila hydei, 942 nucleotides long. It is a transcript of the gene Dpck, whose product is annotated as dephospho-CoA kinase. The transcript is spliced from 3 exons. Gene Ontology annotation, molecular function: ATP binding; dephospho-CoA kinase activity. Gene Ontology annotation, biological process: coenzyme A biosynthetic process. Bases 108 to 818 code for a protein of 236 amino acids. The record is from RefSeq and is a predicted model, not a curated record. Lineage: Eukaryota; Metazoa; Arthropoda; Insecta; Diptera; Drosophilidae.